AUGUCCAAGGGAGAAACUAACCAAGCCCAUUAUGACAAAUUGAUGGAGAUCCUCACAAGAUACAAUGAUGUCUACGAUGCUUUGUACAGGCUGAAAACAAAUGACGAAGAAAAAUUAAACGCAAUUUACAAAAAAAUCAAACAAAACCUGAUUGACUCUUAUCGAAUUCCGCCUAGCGAGACUAUCAAUAAAAUAUCUCAACUUUCAAUUUAUAACAACCGCUUCAUGAAAUCAUAUUUAGCGAUUGUCAAACAAAUCGUUGACGAAUACCAUCUAAAUCAGGUCAACAAAAUCAGCAAAGUUUUUAAUUACCUUUUCUACAAAGAAUACAAUAUAGUAUUGAAUGAAAAUGGGAGAAACAUUUUUAACGAUUUUGAAGAUGCUCAUUAUUCAUCUGAUAUUCACGAACAAAAUACAAUUCACAGAUCUAUUAUGGAUGAUGACAAAAUAUCAUUAAUAAUUUUUACAGAAAGAGAAGGAUUUGAUAAAAAUCAAAAAUUAAAAAGUGAAUUAUAUCCAUAUUCAAAUGAAGGUAUUUCGUUACUUGAAUUAUGUUGUUAUCAUGGAUCUGUUGAUUGUUUUAAGAUCUUAAGAACGAAAUUUCAAUCAGAAAUCACUCCAAAUUGUCUUAGAUAUUCGUUUUUGAGCGGAAAUCAAGACAUUAUGAAUGAAUGCUUGAAAGUAUAA
Molecule: messenger RNA, 687 nt
Organism: Trichomonas vaginalis G3
Lineage: Eukaryota; Parabasalia; Trichomonadida; Trichomonadidae
Product: spectrin binding
Exons: 1
Coding region: 1-687 (228 amino acids)
Source: RefSeq, a predicted model, not a curated record